Rhineura floridana is the source of this 3739-nucleotide messenger RNA. RefSeq names its product glycogen phosphorylase L (gene PYGL). Bases 131 to 2710 code for a protein of 859 amino acids. The record is from RefSeq and is a predicted model, not a curated record. Gene Ontology annotation, molecular function: glycogen phosphorylase activity; pyridoxal phosphate binding. Gene Ontology annotation, cellular component: cytoplasm. Lineage: Eukaryota; Metazoa; Chordata; Lepidosauria; Squamata; Rhineuridae. The transcript has 21 exons. Gene Ontology annotation, biological process: glycogen catabolic process.
GGGUGGGCCUCCUCUCUUUCCGGGAAGGUUCCGUAGAGCGCUUUCGCAUCAGGUCAAACUCCGAGAGGAGGAAGGGAAAUCUCCGUCGUACCCCCAGGAUCGAGCGCAGCCCACAGCCCCUGCACCAGCCAUGUCUCGGCCUCUGACAGACCAGGAGAAGCGGAAGCAGAUCAGCAUCCGCGGCAUCGUUGGCGUGGAGAACGUGGCAGAGCUGAAAAAAGGUUUCAACCGGCACCUCCACUUCACCCUGGUCAAGGACCGCAAUGUGGCCACCCCCCGCGACUACUACUUCGCACUGGCACACACCGUGCGCGACCACCUGGUGGGCAGAUGGAUCCGGACCCAGCAAUACUACUACGAGAAAGACCCCAAGAGAAUUUACUACCUUUCCUUAGAGUUCUACAUGGGGCGGACUUUGCAGAACACCAUGAUAAACCUGGGGCUGCAGAAUGCCUGUGACGAGGCAGUUUAUCAGCUGGGGCUGGACAUAGAAGAGUUGGAGGAGAUUGAAGAAGAUGCUGGCCUGGGCAAUGGAGGCCUGGGCAGGCUUGCUGCCUGCUUCCUGGAUUCGAUGGCCACCCUUGGACUUGCAGCCUACGGCUACGGGAUACGCUAUGAGUAUGGCAUAUUCAACCAGAAGAUCAGAAAUGGAUGGCAGGUGGAAGAAGCCGAUGAUUGGCUAAGACACGGGAACCCCUGGGAGAAGGCCCGCCCAGAAUACAUGCUUCCCAUCCACUUUUACGGGAGAGUGGAGCCCACCCAGACCGGCGUGAGAUGGGUCGACACUCAGGUGGUCCUGGCUUUGCCUUACGACACCCCUAUUCCCGGCUACAUGAACAACACGGUCAAUACCAUGAGGCUGUGGUCUGCUCGGGCACCCAACGAUUUCAACCUCCGCGACUUUAAUGUCGGUGAUUACAUUCAGGCUGUGUUGGACAGAAACUUGGCAGAGAACAUCUCCCGCGUCCUCUACCCAAAUGAUAACUUCUUUGAGGGGAAGGAGCUGCGGCUGAAGCAAGAAUACUUUGUGGUGGCUGCUACCCUGCAGGACAUCAUCCGGCGGUUCAAAGCCUCCAAGUUUGGCAGUACCGAAAGUGUCCGGACUGCUUUUGACUCCUUCCCAGACCAGAUUGCAAUUCAGCUGAACGACACGCAUCCUGCGAUGGCUAUUCCAGAGCUGAUGAGAGUGUUCCUGGACAUUGAAAAGCUGCCGUGGAACAAGGCCUGGGACAUCACCACGCGGACAUUUGCCUACACAAACCACACGGUUCUCCCUGAAGCCCUUGAGCGCUGGCCAGUUGAGCUAAUGGAGAAACUGCUCCCACGACAUCUGCAGAUCAUAUAUGAAAUCAACCAGAGGCAUCUAGAUAAAAUCUCAGCCGUGUUUCCAAAGGACGUCGACCGCCUCCGGCGGAUGUCCUUGAUUGAAGAGGAAGGCAAGAAGCGCAUCAACAUGGCCCACCUUUGCAUUGUUGGCUCGCAUGCCGUGAACGGGGUUGCGAAGAUCCACUCCGAUAUCAUCAAGUCUCAAGUGUUCAAGGACUUUGCAGAGCUGGAGCCGGAGAAGUUUCAGAAUAAAACCAACGGCAUCACUCCUCGGCGUUGGCUUCUGCUUUGCAACCCAGGACUUGCGGAGUUAAUUGCCGAGAAAAUAGGGGAAGAUUACGUGAAAGACCUGAGCCAGUUGACGAAGCUGCACAGGUUUGCCAACGACGAGCUCUUCAUUCGGGAAGUGGCCAAAGUAAAACAGGAAAACAAGGUCAAGUUUGCCCAGUUCCUAGAGAAUGAAUAUAAGGUGAAGAUCAACCCGGCUUCCAUGUUCGACGUGCAAGUCAAGAGGAUUCACGAGUACAAGCGGCAGCUCAUGAAUUGUCUGCAUGUCAUCACCAUGUACAACCGCAUCAAGCAUGACCCAAAGAAGCUGUUUGUGCCCCGGACAGUGAUAAUUGGAGGCAAAGCUGCUCCUGGUUAUCACAUGGCUAAAAUGAUCAUCAGACUGAUCACCGCUGUGGGCCACGUGGUGAACAACGACCCUGUGGUUGGGAACAAGUUGAAGGUCAUCUACCUGGAAAACUACAGAGUCUCAUUGGCUGAAAAAGUGAUCCCAGCCACCGAUCUCUCGGAGCAGAUUUCCACGGCAGGCACGGAAGCAUCAGGCACCGGCAACAUGAAGUUCAUGCUGAACGGCGCCCUGACCAUUGGGACGAUGGAUGGUGCCAAUGUUGAGAUGGCAGAGGAGGCUGGAGAAGAGAACCUUUUCAUCUUUGGCAUGAGAGUGGAGGAUGUGGCAGAGCUGGACCAGAGAGGGUACAAAGCUCAGGAAUAUUACGACAAGCUUCCUGAGCUGAAACAAGCUAUCGAUCAGAUCAAGAGCGGCUUCUUUUCACCAAGAGAGCCUGACCUUUUCAAAGAUUUGGUCAACAUGUUGUUCUACCAUGACCGGUUCAAAGUCUUUGCAGACUAUGAAGCUUACGUCAGAUGUCAAGACAGUGUCGGUGAACUCUACAUGAACUCCAAGGAAUGGACCAAGAUGGUGAUCAGAAACAUCGCCGCCUCCGGGAAGUUCUCCAGCGACAGGACCAUCAAGGAGUAUGCGCGAGACAUCUGGAACGUUGAACCUUCUGACCUGAAGAUCCCGCCCCCCAACGUGCCCCGGGAUGUUGCGGAUGAGAUGCUGGCUAACAACACCUCUGAAAAGACGCAUGUGUGAAUUUGCUAGAAUGCUAGCUCUGCUUGUGUUAGUGUGCUGUACUGUACAUGGGCAAUGCAAGCUCAUCCUUGUUUAGUAACAUAACAGUAGUAAAGGUUUGGGGCUGCUCUUUUUCUUUCUGCUUGUAAGCACUGAAGGUGACCUGAGUAUUAUGUGAAUUCUGCAGAAGUGUCAGCAAAAAAGGGAUGUGUCCUCUACUAAUGUAAACUGCUUCGAGUGUCAGAACUCCUCCUUUCUUCCUUUGGAAGCCUAAGAACUGUAGCUUCAUGACCCUUUUUAAAGCUCCCAUGAUGGAGUUGCUGAUGCUUCUGCAAAACCAGUUUCUAGGAUGCAGGGGUGGGGGGGGAAGCCAUGAAUUGAAUCUUAAAGCCUGUAGCAUAGACUAUCCUUUGGAUAUAAUAUUCUUACAGCACAUUCUUGCCAAUGGCAAGAUCAAGUCAUCCAGUUGUUUUUGCAUCUUCUUUUUAAGGAAAACAAAGGAAGUUGCACAAAAUGCAUCUCCAUCAAAUUAUCACUUAGCAGAGGGCACAGAAUCCAUUUUGUGAGAGAGGUGUUAAAAUGGGCAUUUGGUGGAACUACUGAGGAAGCAACACGACUUUCUGGAGUCUUAAGGUUGCUGUCGUGGUCAAGGGUCUUCCCUCAAGAGGCAGAGUCUGGAACUCCACUUGCCUAUAAUUAGUCCUAAAUAGCUGGACCAAAGCGCUUUAAAGGCUACCCUGUAGUAUAACAACUGGUGCUAUGUAUUCAGUGCCGCUUGGUGCAUGGAGGAAGUCUCGCCAAGGGAGUAUUGAGCAGCUACACCCUGACUUCUUGCAUGCACCUAGAAAGAUGCGCUAAGUCAGAAGAGGGAAAAGGGUGUUCUGCUCAGUUAGUGCUUAAAGUAUCCUCGGUGCAUCAGCACACACAAAAAAAGUCUUUGCAAGGCCUGCAAGCAUCUGUUACUGUUGCCAUUUCCCUGCUUUGUUUGUGGGUCCAGUCUACAAAUCGUGCAUUCCUGAAAAUUCGCCCAAUAAAAUAAAAUGAAAUUCA